Messenger RNA from Striga hermonthica, 627 nucleotides. Lineage: Eukaryota; Viridiplantae; Streptophyta; Magnoliopsida; Lamiales; Orobanchaceae. The record is from the annotation of a GenBank genome assembly.
AUGGCUGAGGAAGCUGUGUUGGGAUUUCUUGAAAAUAAUGAGGAGAUAUCGGAUUCUGGGAAGUUUGCGGAGCAGAAAGGAAUUAGCCACGAUGAGAUUGUGAACAUCGUGAAAAGCCUCAACGGCUUUCGUCUUGUUGAUGCCCAGGGACCAUUCACUCCCAAAAGAUACUAUUCAAUUGAUCGUGUCUUCAGAAAUGAAGCUGUGGACAGAACUCAUCUAGCAGAAUUCCACCAGAUAGAAGGGUUAAUUUGUGAUCGUAAUCUUACUCUUGGACACUUGAUAGGAGUCCUUAUCGACUUCUUCUCUCGUCUAGGGAUGUCCAAGAUUAAGUUCAAGCCGGCCUACAAUCCUUACACCGAGCCCAGCAUGGAAAUCUUCAGUUAUCAUGAAGGUUUGCAGAAAUGGGUCGAAGUUGGAAACUCGGGUAUGUUUAGACCAGAAAUGCUGCUUCCGAUGGGGCUUCCGGAAGAUGUUCAGGUCAUAGCAUGGGGGCUUUCACUUGAAAGGCCGACUAUGAUUCUUUACGGUAUUGACAACAUCAGAGAUCUUUUUGGUCACAAGGUUGAUCUCGAUCUCAUCAAAAGAAUCCGAUUUGCCACCUUGGUCUGUAGUCGUGAUGCUUGA